AAGGAAGAAGUCAUAGGUGGGAGUAUUGCUAUUUAAGAAUCACGUGAGUCCAAGAUCAUCACAGUCCAAGAUGAGGAAUCACCAAGUGAGCAUCGGGUUCUUAGCCCUUUUGGUCAUCAGCAUCCAUGCUAAAGAUGAAGCAAACUUUCUUCGUGAGAAGCGAUAUGCCUUUGGCAGUAGUAGCAGUUCAUCGAGUUCCAGUUCCAGUUCCAGUUCUUCUGGAGGUGGUGCCGGAAAUACUUUAACCCUGACAAAUUCUCAUGCAACAGGAGGUGCAACUGCAGAUGCUAAAGCUGCAGCAACUUCUGAUGGAGCCGGAAAUGGCUUCUCCUAUGGAAAUGCUAAUCAAUAUGAUGCUAAUUAUGGUCAAGGAGGAGGAUUUGGAAACGGCUUUGGAGGAUCCCUUGGAGGUGGUAGUGGAGUAGGAGGAGGUUCCUUUGGAGGUUCAGGAGCUGGUGGUUAUGGUGGUAGCCAUGGAGGUGCUCUUGGAGGUAGUCAUGUUGGAGGCGGUGUUGGUUCAGGCAGCUAUGGUGGUAGCAGUGGAUCAUCUCUUGGAGGCAGUCAUGUUGGAGGCAGUUCCAGUUCCGGUGGUUAUGGUGGUAGCAAUGGAGGAGCUCUUGGAGGCGGUAUUGGUUCAGGCGGCUAUGGUGGUAGCACUGGAUCAUCUCUUGGAGGCAGUCAUGUUGGAGGCAGUUCCAGUUCCGGUGGUUAUGUUGGUAGCCAUGGAGGAGCUCUUGGAGGCAGUCAUGCUGGAGCUGGUUCCGGUGGUUAUGGUGGUAGCAGUGGAGGAGCUCUCGGAGGAAGUCAUGUUGGAGGCGGAGGAUACACAGGUGGUAGUGGAUUCGGUGGUGGAAAAGUUGGUGGUAGCAAAGCAGGAACCGGUGGAUAUGGAGGAAACUUCGAAGUAGGUGGCAGUCAUGCAGGAACUAGUGGAUUUGGAGGUUCAGGUGGUUUGGGAAAUUCAGGUGGAUAUGGAGGAGGUGCUGGAGGAUUGGGAGGUGUAGGCGGAACUGGAGUCAGUAAAACUGGCGCUGGCGCUACUUCCAGUGCUAAUGCUAACGCUAACGCUAAUGCUGGAUCCACUGCUGGAGGUUUUGGUGGAGGUCACGGAGGAGCAGGUGGUCUUGGUGGAGGAUAUGGAGGAUCAGGAAGUCUUGGUGGAGGACAUGGAGGAUCCGGAAGUCUUGGUGGAGGAUAUGGAGGAUCAGGAAGUUUUGGUGGAGGACAUGGAGGAUCCGGAAGUCUUGGUGGAGGACAUGGAGGAUCCGGAAGUCUUGGUGGAGGAUAUGGAGGAUCAGGAGGAUCAGGAGGUGUUGGUGUCGGACAUGGAGGCGGCUUUGGAGGACAAAGCCAAACCGGUGGAUUUGGAGGGCAUAAUGGCGGAUACGGAGGACUCCAAGCUUAUCCCUUACCUGGGCAGCCAGGAUAUCAACUAGACCCAGGAUUUUCCCCACACAGUUGGAAUAAUUUAGGUUAUCCAUCAGGUCAGGGCAAUCUUGGAGGAGGUGGUGGUUUUGGAGGCGGUUCUGCAAAUUCUAAUGCUGGUGCUUCAGCUGGAGCUAAUGCAGGAGGUCUUGGAGGAAGUGUAGGAUAUGGUGGACAAGGAGGAUUUGGUGGUGGAAAUGGAGGUCUUGGUUCUGGAUCUGGAUGUGUUAGCGGAUGUAAUAUCAAAGGUGGAUCGCUUGGAGGUGGUCAUGGUGGUUCUCUUGGAGGUGGUCAUGGUGGUUCCCUUGGAGGUGCUAGUGCCAAUGCUAAUGCUAAUGCCAAUGCUGUGGGCAAUGGUCAUGCUAAUGCCAAUGCCAACGCUGAUGCCACUGCCAAUGGAGUUAACCUCUUCUCCCGUCUUGGUGAGGGUGACAGUGGAGUGAGCAAGGAUGGAAAGGUAGAUGGUGCCAAAGGUGUCUACAGUUCCAGUUCCGCCAGUAUUGGUCCCGAUGGAAAAGGAAGUUACAACGUCCAAGCGGGCAAAAUCCAGUAAAUGAUGAGUCAAAAGUACAAGCUUCGUAAUUUUCCAUUCAAAUUACUGUGAAGAAUUUUUAAAACAAGUUGUGUAUGGGAAUAUGCAGUCGGAAAAUUCUAAAACAUUGCAAAUCGACUGAUUUCGACGAGAAAUAAAAAGAUAUUUGUACUUGGAGAUUUUUAGGGACAGUUGCAGUAUUCAAUUUAUGAAAUUGGAAAAUUAGGAUUUGGCGAAAACGGAUAAUUAAACAUUUUUAAAGUGAUAAUAUCUGAAAUAGUUAUAAAGCAAAGAUUGUUGAAAGUUAUGAGAAUUUGACGAGCGUGACUAGUAUUUCUAGUAAACCGAAAUAAAAAAACACUCGUUUGUAAGUACUUAAAUUAAGUUGCAUUGUGAUAAUAGAAUCUUCAAA
Belonocnema kinseyi is the source of this 2369-nucleotide messenger RNA. RefSeq names its product glycine-rich cell wall structural protein-like. The transcript has 8 exons. The coding region runs from base 71 to 1978 and encodes 635 amino acids. The record is from RefSeq and is a predicted model, not a curated record. NCBI's taxonomy places the organism in Eukaryota, Metazoa, Arthropoda, Insecta, Hymenoptera, Cynipidae.